Molecule: messenger RNA, 4470 nt
Organism: Arvicanthis niloticus (Nile rat)
Lineage: Eukaryota; Metazoa; Chordata; Mammalia; Rodentia; Muridae
Gene: Ciz1
Product: CDKN1A interacting zinc finger protein 1
Cellular component (GO): nucleus
Molecular function (GO): zinc ion binding; nucleic acid binding
Source: RefSeq, a predicted model, not a curated record
GAGGGGGGGCAGCGUGGUGCCCGCCCCGGAAGCGUCAGUGGAGGAGGGCUGGGCACCCCGGGGAGGGUGGACCGCGGGGAUAGCGGCUAUUUGCAGAGAGGCUACGGGCUUUGUGGACUGGCGAGGCCACAGAUCAGUUAAGUGGCAUUGGAUAUAUCUGCGGGGGUAGGGGGUGGAGAGAUGAAGGGCCACGGAGGGGCGUGGGGAUAUACUGUGGUGGACGGAAGCUUUUCCCGUCCAGCGUUCACGGAUUUAAGUGACACAAUGUAGGGAGAAGACAGCGGAAUCCAAAACAAGCAGGUGUGCUCGGGAAGGGGCUGGCACCAGGAAGUGAAGAGUAGAGUGACUGACAGGCUGAAGGUGGGAGUGGAAAAGUGUGAUCCGGUUAGAAGGUUAGACCGCCAAAGUUGAAGAGAUGGGAGGGAAGAGAACGAACUGAAGGCAAGAGCGUGUUUGUGUAUCCUGUUCCAGGCAGCUGACCGGAAGAACUGCCACCAUGUUCAACCAGCAGCUCCAGCAGCAGCAACAAUUGCAGCAGCAGCAGCAGCAGCUCCAGCAGCAGCAGCAGCAGAUACUCCAGCUCCAGCAGCUGCUGCAACAGUCCCCACCACAGGCCUCCUUGCCUAUGUCUGUCGGCCGGGGCCUCUCCCAGCAGUCAACCCCACAGCAGCUUCUGAAUCUCCAGGGCCUCCACUCGACCUCCUUGCUCAGUGGUCCCAUGCUGCAAAGAGCUCUGCUUCUACAGCAGUUGCAAGGACUGGACCAGUUUGCAAUGCCACCAGCCACGUAUGACAGUGCCAGCCUCACCAUGCCUACGGCAGCAUUGGGCAACCUUCGUGGUUACAAUGUGACAGCCCCAGGCCUAGCAGCUCCCAGCCUCACACCACCCCAGAUGGUCACCCCAAAUCUGCAACAGUUCUUUCCCCAGGCCACUCGCCAGUCCCUGCUGGGGCCUCCUCCUGUUGGGGUCCCAAUAAAACCUCAGCUCAACCACUCAAGGAGGAACUCCCAGAAACAGGGCAGAACCUCCUCUUCCACCACCCCCAAUCGCAAGACGGUGCCUCUGGAAGACAGGGAAGACCCCACAGAGGGGUCUGAGGAGGCCACAGAGCUCCAGAUGAGCACAUCUGAAGACCAAGACUCCCUAGUCUGCCCAGAUGGCAUGGUGAGUGAGCCCCAAGAGCCUGAGCCUGAGCCCUUUGAGGCGUUGGAACCACCAGCCAAAAUGUCCAGAAGCUCAGAGGAGUCCAACGAGAAAGGCCCUGCAGGGCAGCCACAAGCAAGGGUCCAGCCUCAGACCCAGAUGACAGCACCAAAGCAGACACAGACUCCAGAUCAGCUGUCUGAGCCACCAGAAGCCCAAGUGCUGCCGCUUAUCCAGCCACAGGUUCUGCAGAUCCAGACGCAGCCAAAGCUGCACAAGCAGGCACAGACACAGACUUCUCCAGAGCACUUAACGCCCCAGCAGAAUCAGGUAUCUGCCCAAGCACAGUCACAGGAGCAGACAUCAGAGAAGACCCCGGAUCAGCCUGAGACCUGGCCACAGGGGUCAGUACCCCCACCAGAGCAAGCGACAGUUCUGGCCUGUGCCACAGAACCUCGGCUAUCAUGUAACGCUGCAGAAGCUAGGGGAGACCCCGAGGAGGCCUUGCCAGAAACAGUAAGUGCCCCGAGCAGUGAAGACAGGAGCCGGGAAGCAUCAGCUGGUGGCCUGGACGUGGGAGAGAUGCUGGGGAUGUGGGGGGCUGGGAGCUCCCUGAAGGUCACCAUCCUGCAGAGUAGCAACAGCCGGGCUUUCAACACCACACCCCUCACGUCUGGACCUCGCCCUGGGGACUCUACCUCUGUGGCCCCUGCCCUUGCCAGCACACCCUCCAAGCAAAGCCUCCAGUUCUUCUGCUAUAUCUGCAAGGCCAGCUGCAGCAGCCAGCAGGACUUCCAGGAUCACAUGUCAGAGGCUCAGCACCAACAGCGGCUCGGGGAAGUGCAGCACUCCAGCCAGACCUGCCUGCUGUCCCUGCUGCCCAUGCCUCGGGACAUCCUAGAGAGAGAUGCAGAAGAUCCUCCGCCAAAACGCUGGUGCAACACCUGCCAGGUGUACUACGUGGGAGACCUGAUCCAGCACCGCAGGACACAGGAGCACAAGGUUGCCAAACAAUCCCUGAGGCCCUUCUGCACCAUAUGCAACCGUUAUUUCAAGACCCCUCGAAAGUUUGUGGAACACGUGAAGUCCCAGGGACACAAGGACAAGGCCCAGGAGCUGAAGACACUUGAAAAGGAGACAGGCAGCCCAGAUGAGGACCACUUCAUCACCGUGGAUGCCGUCGGUUGCUUCGAGAGUGGUCAAGAAGAGGAUGGGGAUGAUGAAGAAGAAGAAGAGAUUGAGGCCGAGAAGGAAUUCCGCCCGCAGGUGAAGUCGAAAGAAACAUCUUCAGACCAAUGGAAGGGCUCUGAGACGUACAGCCCCAACACGGCCUAUGGUGUGGACUUCCUGGUGCCAGUGAUGGGCUAUGUCUGCCGAAUCUGUCACAAGUUCUAUGACAGCAACUCAGAAUUACGGCUCUCUCACUGCAAGUCCCUGACCCACUUUGAGAACCUGCAGAAAUACAAAGCCAAGAACCCCAGCCCUCCUACCCGGCCCGUGAGCCGCAAGUGUGCGAUCAACGCCCGCAAUGCCCUGACUGCACUGUUUACCUCCAGCAGUGGCAGCAGCCGCCUGCCCAGUUCCCAGGACACAGUGAAAAUACCCAGCAAGUGCCCUCAAUGACACAAAUAAGCACUCACUGAAUGAAUGAGUGAAUGCAUGAAUUCAUGAAGCCCUGGCUUUCCAGUCCCUGCUUUUGCUCAACUGUCUACCAUCUAGAAUCCAUCGGCCACAAAAACCCUUCAAGAACCAGCUCAAAAUCUUCGAUGUCUUCCUUCCUCUGAGAAGUCUUCCCCGUCUCCUUCCUCUAUAGCUUCUUUGACCUGCCUCUCGGCAAUGCUGUGUCCCCUUAGGACCCAAGGUCUGGGUCCGUGCCCACUGCGGGACCCACUUCCGAGCCAGCCCAUGACUCAGAAGCACUCCGCUGCCAACUUGGGAACAAAGGGACGAGGGAUGUAUCUGAUGGAUUUAAGGACGAGGCCCAGGGAAGGCGACGGGGACAUGAGUGUAAAUCUGCUACCUCUCAGGGAUGGUUCCCCUGACCCAAAGAGGCUACAGCCUCUGACGGCUGCUAGAUCUUAAAGUCCAACUUCAUGGCAUCUAGUGAUGCCCAAAACUCAGACUUGGGUCAGAGACCCUUACAAUUGAGUCCCAGAACUGCUCUAGCCCAGCCACUCCUUAGAAUGGGGUGGGGACUCUGAGGGUUCCAGUAAACUGAGAGGUCAGUCAGGGCCUGGCCACAGCAAGUACUUAAUGGAUAGUUGUCCAGAUCCAUCCUUUGCAUUUUGUGGCAGGCUAGCAAAAGAGCUAGAAGACGUGAUAUCUACCGGCUCCAUCUAUGUCCAGGGUACUUCUUAGCCAUUGUACCUGUUCUGGGACAGCCUCUUUCCCACCAUACCAAUGUCACUCAGAGGGGGAGUUACGCCACUCCCUCACCAAGUCCCCUCAUGAUGCUCACCACGGCUGCCAGCAGUCGCUGUUCCCCAGCAGUGCCCACUAGUGACCCACCACCUGCCUCCAGGUGGACAGCAACCUUUAUUAAGAGCAGAACCCAGGUGACGAAAAUAUUCUGAAACUGUUGUGACAAUGGCUAUGUUGUGAAUAUAUGAAACUGCAGAACUGUACAGUUUAAAUGGUACAAUCUAUAGUGUGACCUACAGCUUAAUAAAGUUUUUAUAACAAAACAAAAGCAUACCCCAUCCUUAUUGCACAGUAAGUACUGCCUGCCCUCUAGGUAAGGUACCAGACUUGACUUCACUCAAAAACAAAAAACAAAAAACAAACGCUUUCAGAAGGAACUUGUACACUGGAAUCUUAGAAGCUAGCCAUUUCCCAUUUUCCCAUAAAUCCCGACACACCUCCAUACAGAAGAUGCCAAUGUGACCAAUAUUGCAGAUGGGAAAACUGAGGUUCCCAAACGGGCAAAAAAACAGUCUGUAGGCUGAUGUGUACCCUGAGGUCCUUCUGCAGUGUUGUGCACCCAAACACAGUACUCAGUAAGCAGGUCACACCAGCAAAGCCAGGUGGCUGAGGUGCUGACUCAGCAUAGUGGGGCGCCCACCUGGCCAACACCUCCUGCAGAGCCAAUGCAGGACCCGACCCCCUCUUCAGCAAGGAAAGUGGCUGAAGCAAAUCCCAAACCCACAAGCGUUUCUGAAGCUGCCUCAGUUUCCCCACACGACACCAGAGCUGGUUAGCGACAGACAGUUCUCCAGUACUGCAGCGCUCAGGGAUCCGUUCGCUAUUGCUCUCCAUCGCCUCCGAGGUGGCUGUGGGGACAACUCCAGAGCCACUCGGGCAGAGUGAGACAUCUCCUCAGUCCCUCC